This is a messenger RNA of Helianthus annuus (common sunflower), 1095 nucleotides long. RefSeq lists its product as uncharacterized. The coding region runs from base 133 to 981 and encodes 282 amino acids. Gene Ontology annotation, cellular component: membrane. Gene Ontology annotation, molecular function: oxidoreductase activity, acting on the CH-CH group of donors. Gene Ontology annotation, biological process: lipid metabolic process. The record is from RefSeq and is a predicted model, not a curated record. The transcript is spliced from 3 exons. NCBI's taxonomy places the organism in Eukaryota, Viridiplantae, Streptophyta, Magnoliopsida, Asterales, Asteraceae.
UUCACUUGAAGUUUGAUCCAAGAAAAUGGGUAGAAACUUCAAAAAUGCAUUCAUUGCAUUUCUUGCUCCUCUUCCAUCAAUCUUCUUCUACACCACCUUUCUCAACAACCACCACCAUAACCACCACCCAAUAUGGUCAUGGUGCCACCACCACCCUCUCCUCUUAAUCAACCUCCUCUUCUUCUUCAACAUCAAUGUUCUCUUCUGGCUCAUCAGCCUCAUCCAAGCAACUGGAUGAUUGAUGUUUACUGGACAGUGAUCCCGGUGUUGCUGGUGCAUUAUUUUCAGUUGCAUCCUGGCUCGAUGUUUGACUUUUGGCGGUCUAGAGUUGUGGUUGCGUUGACUUGGGUUUGGGCUGUCAGGUUGACCCACAGCUACUUCCGCCGCGAGAAGUGGCAGUGGGGCGCCAGAGAAGACUGGCGCUUCACCGAUCUAGCACAACAGUACGGCAAAAACUGGUGGUGGAUCUCAUUCUUCGCAGUUUACCUAAUCCAACAAGUAUUUUUAAUCGGCGUAUGCCUGCCAAUGUACAUCGUGCACUCCAUCAGCAUCCCAUGGAACAUAUUAGACACAGCUGCAGUCGCAGUAUGCCUGACCGGCAUUACAAUAGCCUACAUCGCAGACACGCAGCUUCACAGUUUUGUGAGCCAAAACGAGAAGCUAAAACAACUUGGAAAGCCGUUGGUCCCGAAUCUUGAUGCAGGGUUGUGGUAUUACUCUAGGCACCCUAACUAUUUUGGUGAGCAGUUAUGGUGGUGGGGUCUGGCUAUAUUCGGUUGGAACCUUGGGUGCACUUGGGUCUUUGUUGGUCCAUUGGUUAACACCUUGUGUUUGGCUUAUGUGACCAUACUUGUUGAAAGAAAGAUGGUUAAGUUAGAGUAUAGGGCUGAACAAUAUAAGUUGUACCAAAAGAGAACCUCUGUGUGGGUGCCAUGGUUCAAAUCAUCUGUAAUUCAGGAGGCUAAGGAAAAGGGUUGUUGACUUUUAGUUGGUCAACAACACUGUUUUGAGCGAGAUGAGUGUUUGUUGAAUUAUAUAUAUAUUAUUCUGUAUCUAUCUGUUUUCUAGAUAUAAAUUAUGAGUUUGGUUUUGUUU